AUGGAUGAUGGUACACACCCACUGCGUUGCCAUGCGUCAUUAUUGACAAAGAUAAUCCAUGCCAAAAGUCUCAUAACAAAUCUAAAAGAUGCCGAGCUUGCUGCAAAGGCAAAAUAUAUCCAGGAGCUUGAGAUGUCAAGUUAUAAUGGUGAAUUUGUGUGGAUGGUCAUCCGUGUUUCUGAGAUGAGCAAUGUAACACCCACUGAGCGAAUGUCUCCUAAUUUCUAUAUAUGCAAAUGUGGUUACAAGAUGUACGUUAAAUUAGAUAUGACCUGCACUGGAAGAACUAUCCAGAUGUCUCUAUGGUUACAUCUGAUAGACGGCGAAUAUGAUGACGAUCUACCAUGGCCAUUCAAACAGAAGGUAACGUUCAUGUUAUUGCACCAAGGUGGAGAAGACCACACUGUAGAGUCGUUUAUUCCACGGCAGAAUACAACUAAGGAUAUCCCACACAGUUGUCCAGUGUUCAAUCACUUAGAAAUUCAGUUAGAUGACAAACGAUAUAUACAAGACGAUAUACUAUUUUUUAAAAUCGUUGUUGACGUACAAAAUGUAACAAAGUAG
Molecule: messenger RNA, 564 nt
Organism: Saccoglossus kowalevskii
Lineage: Eukaryota; Metazoa; Hemichordata; Enteropneusta; Harrimaniidae
Product: TNF receptor-associated factor 2-like
Biological process (GO): regulation of canonical NF-kappaB signal transduction
Cellular component (GO): cytoplasmic side of plasma membrane; plasma membrane signaling receptor complex
Molecular function (GO): tumor necrosis factor receptor binding
Source: RefSeq, a predicted model, not a curated record